Messenger RNA from Chanos chanos (milkfish), 2211 nucleotides. It is a transcript of the gene gphnb, whose product is annotated as gephyrin b. The coding region runs from base 1 to 2211 and encodes 736 amino acids. Gene Ontology annotation, biological process: postsynaptic neurotransmitter receptor diffusion trapping; Mo-molybdopterin cofactor biosynthetic process; glycine receptor clustering. The record is from RefSeq and is a predicted model, not a curated record. The transcript has 22 exons. Gene Ontology annotation, cellular component: postsynaptic membrane; dendrite; cytosol. Gene Ontology annotation, molecular function: molybdopterin molybdotransferase activity. NCBI's taxonomy places the organism in Eukaryota, Metazoa, Chordata, Actinopteri, Gonorynchiformes, Chanidae.
AUGGCGUCAGACGGGAUGAUUUUAACAAACCACGACCACCAAAUUCGGGUCGGCGUCCUGACAGUGAGUGAUAGCUGCUUUCGAAAUCUUGCUGAGGACCGCAGUGGAAUCAACCUCAAAGACCUCGUGCACGACCCUUCCCUGCUGGGGGGAACGAUUUCGGCCUAUAAAAUCGUCCCAGACGAAAUCGAUGAGAUUAAGGAGACGCUGGUGGACUGGUGUGAUGAGAAAGAGCUCAAUCUCAUCUUGACCACCGGAGGCACCGGCUUCGCUCCUCGCGAUGUCACACCUGAGGCCACUAAGGAGGUGAUAGAGCGGGAGGCUCCAGGGAUGUCCUUGGCCAUGUUGAUGGGUUCUCUCAACGUCACACCGCUGGGCAUGCUUUCAAGACCGGUGUGUGGCAUUCGCGGCAAAACACUCAUCAUUAACCUGCCAGGCAGCAAGAAGGGCUCACAGGAAUGUUUUCAGUUCAUCCUGCCUGCUUUGCCCCAUGCCAUCGACUUGUUACGCGAGGCCAUCGUCAAGGUGAAGGAGGUGGCCAACGAACUGGAGGACCUGCCUUCGCCGCCACCUCCUCUCUCCCCGCCCCCAGCCAGCAGCCCCCACCGUCAGACAGAGGACAAGGGCGUACAGUGUGAGGAGGAAGAGGAGGAGAAGAAGGACAGUGGCGUCGCCUCCACCGAGGACAGCUCCUCCUCCCAUAUCACUGCCGCCUCCAUCGCUGCCAAGAUUCCAGACUCCAUUAUCUCACGGGGCGUACAGGUCCUGCCACGGGACACGGCUUCCCUAAGUACCACGCCCUCUGAGUCACCACGCGCCCAGGCCACCUCUCGCCUCUCCACCGCCUCCUGCCCCACACCUAAAGUGCAGUCACGGUGCAGCAGCAAAGAAAAUAUCCUCAGAGCAAGUCACAGCGCGGUGGACAUCACUAAAGUGGCGCGAAGACAUCGCAUGUCCCCUUUCCCCCUCACCUCCAUGGACAAGGCCUUCAUCACUGUGCUGGAGAUGACCCCAGUCCUGGGCACUGAGAUAAUCAAUUAUAGAGACGGAAUGGGUCGAGUUCUGGCUCAGGACGUGUAUGCCAAAGACAACCUGCCUCCCUUCCCUGCCUCUGUUAAGGACGGUUAUGCUGUAAGAGCGGCCGACGGACCCGGGGACCGCUUUAUAAUCGGGGAGUCACAGGCUGGAGAACAGCCUACGCACACAGUAAUGCCCGGCCAGGUGAUGAGGGUGACAACGGGCGCGCCCAUCCCCUGUGGCGCCGACGCCGUCGUGCAGGUGGAGGACACCGAACUGCUCCGUGAAUCUGAAGAUGGUACAGAAGAACUGGAGGUUCGUAUCCUGGUGCAAGCACGCCCAGGACAGGAUAUCAGGCCUAUUGGUCAUGACAUUAAACGUGGGGAGUGUGUGUUGGCCAAAGGCACACACAUGGGCCCGUCUGAAAUAGGCCUGCUGGCUACAGUGGGUGUCACUGAGGUGGAGGUGCAAAAAUUCCCUGUGGUGGCUGUCAUGUCUACAGGCAAUGAGUUACUCAACCCAGAAGAUGACCUGCACCCUGGGAAGAUCCGAGACUCCAACCGUUCCACGCUGCUCGCCACCAUCCAGGAACACGGCUACCCCACCAUCAACCUGGGUAUAGUCGGGGACAAUCCCGACGACCUUCUAAACGCACUGAAUGAGGGCAUUAGCCGUGCCGACGUCAUCAUCACUUCAGGAGGUGUGUCCAUGGGGGAGAAGGACUACCUAAAGCAGGUGCUUGAUAUUGAUCUCCAUGCUCAGAUCCACUUUGGUCGUGUCUUCAUGAAACCAGGUCUCCCCACGACAUUUGCCACCUUGGACAUGGAUGGUGCUCGCAAACUUAUUUUCGCUCUGCCAGGGAACCCUGUGUCUGCGGUGGUCACGUGUAAUCUCUUUGUCAUCCCAGCCUUGAGGAAGAUGCAGGGGAUCCUGGACCCCCGGCCCACCAUCAUCAAAGCCAGGUUGUCCUGUGAUGUAAAGCUAGACCCACGCCCAGAGUACCACCGUUGUAUUUUAACAUGGCAUCACCAGGAGCCACUGCCAUGGGCACAGAGCACAGGGAACCAGGUGAGCAGCAGGCUAAUGAGCAUGCGCAGUGCCAAUGGGCUCCUGAUGCUACCUCCCAAAACAGAGCAAUACGUGGAGCUGCACAAGGGUGAGGUGGUUGACGUCAUGGUGAUUGGACGGCUAUGA